CUUACUUUUUAGUGAAUCAAGGUUUGAUAAUCACAUAAAUAAGGUUCAAUUUCAGGCUUUUACUUUCAGUGUUUAUCCUCUGUAACAUCUGACUUUUUUCAAUCAACCCAUUCAUCGUUAUUUUUCAUAAUCUACCUUUUACAAUGUCUUUUUCCCUGGUUUUAAAGAACAAAGGUCCAUUAGCUCAGGCUAUUGAAAAGGUUGAUACUUCAAGCAGUGUCAACUUGGAAGCAACUUUAAAGGAUAAUGAAGUUCUUAUUCAAUUUAUUGCUUCAGCAAUUAACCCUUCUGAUGUUGGAGUGAUCGAAGGUUGGUAUCCUUCUGCUGCUGAAUUACCUUUGGUGCCUGGUAAUGAAGGAGUAGCCAAAGUCCUCAAAGUUGGUCCAGGCGUUUCAAAAUUGGCUGUUGGUGAUCAUGUUAUUCCUGGUAAAGGUCUCUUCGGUACAUGGAGAACUCACGCCAUUGCCUCGGAAAAUGAUUUAUUGUCUAUUGACAAAGAUUUAGACAUUUAUACUGCCGCUCAGAUUAUGGUUAAUCCACCAACUGCAUACCGUAUGCUAAAAGACUUUGUCACUUUAAAACCAGGUGAUUGUGUGAUGCAGAAUGGAGCUAACUCAGCUGUUGGCUUGCUGGUAAUUCAACUCUGUAAAGCUUGGGGAUACAAAACAAUCAAUGUUGUUCGCGCUCGACCUAAUCCCGAUGAUAUGGCCAAAUUAGUCAGUAAAUUAACUGAGUAUGGAGCUGAUCAUGUUGUUACUGAAGAGGAUAUAGCCAAUGAUGAAGCCAUGAAUGAAAUCUGGUCCAGUGGAACUCCAAAACCUAUUCUUGCCUUUGAAUGUAUUGGCGGUGAAAAUGCUAACAAUUGUAUUCGUCAUUUGGCUGAUGAAGCUACAAUGGUCAUUUACGGAACCAUGACCAAAAAGCCAAUUGAGGUUCCUGCCGGACCAACCAUAUUUAAACAACUUCGCUUCGUUGGAUUCUGGUUAGCCAAGGUUUACCGAGGUAAUCCUGAAGAAUACCUAAGAAUGAGUGCUGAACUUGUAUCAAUGUUUAAAUCUGGUCAGUUGAAAGCUCCAAAAGUGGUUCCAGUCAAGAUGGUAGAUUACUUGGAAGCCUUUGAAAAGUCAACCAACGGGUUCAGUGAAGGAAAGGUCGUUCUCACCACCGAAGUUUAACGUAAUUCAAACCAAAGUUGACCAAAGUCACUUCCAAGGAUAAUUUAUUAAUCCCAAAUAAUUUGUAAUAGAUUGGCAACAAAUUGAAAGAUGUACUAUCAAAGCAUUUUUUAACACAAUCUAAAGAUCACAACGUAAUCACCUCUACUGUUUUAAGAAUCAAGACAAACUCAAUUCAAAUUAAUAUGAAUUUAUUAAAAAUAUGGAAAAAGAUUAAA
Messenger RNA from Tetranychus urticae (two-spotted spider mite), 1393 nucleotides. RefSeq names its product enoyl-[acyl-carrier-protein] reductase, mitochondrial. Gene Ontology annotation, biological process: fatty acid metabolic process. Gene Ontology annotation, cellular component: mitochondrion. Lineage: Eukaryota; Metazoa; Arthropoda; Arachnida; Trombidiformes; Tetranychidae. Gene Ontology annotation, molecular function: oxidoreductase activity. The record is from RefSeq and is a predicted model, not a curated record.